Messenger RNA from Chiloscyllium plagiosum (whitespotted bambooshark), 2821 nucleotides. Its product is annotated as Na(+)/H(+) exchange regulatory cofactor NHE-RF3. Gene Ontology annotation, biological process: protein localization to plasma membrane. Gene Ontology annotation, cellular component: apical plasma membrane. Gene Ontology annotation, molecular function: protein-membrane adaptor activity; signaling receptor binding. NCBI's taxonomy places the organism in Eukaryota, Metazoa, Chordata, Chondrichthyes, Orectolobiformes, Hemiscylliidae. The record is from RefSeq and is a predicted model, not a curated record.
GUAUCGACAUUCCACAAUAUGUCGAGUGCCCUGCUGAAUUGUUCAACCUUUUAACCAAACCUUGAUCAAAGUCCAUAGGAAUAGAUUGCACCUAGAAAAGAGAACAUUCAUAGAUUCACUAGCAACUGAACCGGCCAGAGUUUGAUAUUUUGCUGCUUUAGGUCAUUCAAACACCAAGUGAUGGCAGCUGAAAUUCAGCCUCGGCUUUGCAAACUGUCCAAAAAGGAAGGUGAAAGCUUUGGCUUUUACUUAAGGAUAGAGAAAGACAUAGAGGGCCACCUGAUCCGUUCUGUGGUGACAGGAAGUCCAGCUGACAAUGUUGGACUGAAAGAUGGAGAUCGAGUCAUCAGGGUCAACACGGUUUUUGUGGAUGGUGAAGAACAUCAAAAGGUGGUAGAUUUGAUUAAAACGUCUGGAAAUUGUGUUACCUUUCUGAUACUGGAUGACACCACUUACACACAUGCCAAAAAGCAAGGUAUUAAUCUGUCUCAAGUGAACAUUCCUAAUCCCACCCCAGUCCAGCCCGUGCUGAAUGGAGUCAGCGGAAAAACGCCACGGCCCAAGCUGUGCUACUUGGUGAAACAAGGUUCAAGCUUUGGAUUUUCAUUGAAGACCGUCGAAGGAGUCCCUGGUCUGUUCAUGACUGAGAUCACCCCUGUUGGUGCUGCUUUCAAUGCUGGAGUUGAACCCAAUGACCGAAUAAUUGAACUAAAUGGAGAAAAUGUUGAAAAUGUCUCUCAUCCACAAAUGAUUACUAAGAUGAAAGCUUCAGGGAACAAAAUCAUGUUGCUUCUGAUUGAUGAGACCUCAGACAAAUACUUCAAAAGCAAAAUGAUUAAAGUUGUGGCAUCGAUGGCAAGUGUGAAAGGACUGCCUCACAAACCACGGAUGGCACAGCUAACCAAGGAACCUCAAGGCUAUGGUUUCUCCUUGAGAGUCGAACAAGAACAAAAGGGUCAUUUAAUCAGGGAGAUUGACCAAAACAGUCCAGCAAGAAAAUCUGGACUACUUGAUGGUGAUCUUCUGAUUGCUGUGAAUGGGGAUGUCGUUGAGCAUCUGGAUCAUGAAUCAUUAGUUGAUAAGAUAAGGAAGUGUGGGAACCAGGUCACGUUCCUUGUUGUCGAUAGUCCAACAAAUGAGCUUUACAAACAGGCUGGCAUUUCUCCAAUCUGCUACUGGAAAGAGGUUUAUGAAUCAGAUCCACCAGUGGAAGGUGAGGAGUCACAGGAGAACCAGAGAUCAACAGAAAGUCCUCAACAUGGUCCCAGAUUGUGUCACCUAACCAAAGGUCCAGAAGGAUAUGGCUUCAUUCUCAAUGCAAUCAAGGGUGUGCAAGGACAGUUUAUUAAACAGAUUAUUAAAGACAGCACAGCUGAAGAGGCAGGCCUGCAAGUGAAUGACAUAUUGAUUGAAGUGAACGGCAUCAAUGUGGAGACAGAUACACAUGAAGAAUUGAUAGAAAAAAUCAAGAUCAGUGAUGAUAAGCUGAGUAUGCUGGUGAUUAGAAAGGAAGAGUAUGAUCAUUACAAAGAAACAAACACCCCAACUUCAGCAAAUGCAAUCCGAGUGCCAACGCCUGAGCCAGUUACUCCUCCUGAGAAUACAGAGGAGGAAAGCACGCCUGAAGAACCAGAAACUCAGGAACCAGCAGCUGACAGUCCUGCCCUGGAAAGGAAGGAGCAGACCACGUCGUCACCCUCAUUAUCGGCUGAAGAGGACACAGAUGAUGAUACACAAUUGUAACAAAAUCUCAGAGGAGCAACAUAAUCAACAUCUUAGCAGCUUUUAUGAACUGGAAUGAUCAGCAAUGGUUUAUGGCUUGACUCAGAUUUACCAAUCAAACUUUGUUUCUCAUUAUAGUAAGUUUCCCAGAGGUGUUUCAAAAUCAGGAUUCCUAAAUAUUAUCUUUAAAAUUCAGUCGAAGAAUCCUAUAGUACUUGUGGUGACCACUCCGCCAUUGUGCUUGUGCUGGGUCAUUGAAUGCUAUCCAAAUUAAUUCCACUCCCCUGCCCUUUCCUCUUGACCUAUAUCAUUUUGCCCUCUUCAUUUAUCUGUCCAAUUCUCUUUGGAAAGUUAUUAUUGAAUCUACUUCCACUGUCCUUUCAGGUAGAUCAUUUCAAAUCUUAACUCACUCUUAUUUCAAGUCACCUCUGGUCCUUUUGCCGAUCACCUCAGAUCUGUCUUCACCAGCUACAAUUGCCCUGUCAGUGGAUUAAAUCACCCCUUAACUUUUUCGACUUUAAGGAGAACAAAUAUUUAGAAUAGAACAUUUAUUAUGAAUCAAAGUCUGUAACAAAGAUAUUUUCAUAAGAAAUGUUACUUAAUGUGGACAUCAAUUUGUUUGAAUUUCAAUUCAUGAAAAUAAGCUUUAUUGUAGAUGAGUGUGCAGUGCACAUAAUCGGUAAUGACAGGUUGAUUGGCCUUUUCUGUUGUAACUAUUCAAUGAUUCUAUAAUAUGAUUUCAUUUAUUAUUUGCAUUAGCACCUAUUUUGCAGAACUCAUCAUAAAUGGACCAUUACCUAGAAUAUUAGGUUUAAAAGUCACUUACCCGAUUUCUGGCGAGCUGAACAAAAGAAUAGGCAUCUUGGGUUAGGGCGAGAAAGAAGACUUGGUAUUGAAGAUACCUUAUUGAAUAAUGGAACAAAAUCGGAAGGCUGACUUGUUCACUCCUGAUGCUAUUUUCCAAAGGAGGACCCCUGGAACUCAUAUGCAUCUCCUGCUUUCAACCACCACUAAAACAAGCUGCGUUUAUGUAACACCUUUAACAAAACAAAACGUUCCAAGGAGUUUCACAAGGGAAUUAAAAUUAUUAAAUUUCAAA